AUGUUUAACAUUGAACAAUCUUCAAAUCAUCAAUCAAUUAGAAACAAGUUUUUUGAAAGACGAAUUAGUAAAAGUGGUAUUUCACAACUACAAGUUAAUCAAAAGCACCUUACUUCUGAACUUCAAACACCUAAAAAUAUUCGUCUAUAUUAUAUUAAAGAAGUAAAAACAACAAGUACGACGACAACUACUGCAUCUACUGUGAAUGUUUCUGCAUAUUGGACUUUCGAUAAUACAACAGCCGAUUCAUAUGGUGUUUAUAAUGGUCAACUAAUAAAUAAUCCAACAUAUACACCACCGACUUCAAAUAAUCUGCCAUAUGUUGGACGUGGUCAAGCACUUACCUUUAAUUCAACACUAAAUCAAUCAUUUGUAGUUUCAGCUCCAUUUUUUGAUAUGAGUUAUACAAGUUUUACUAUUGAAGCUUGGAUUUAUCCAAUACCACUUACAUCUAUCGUCGUUCGUGGAAUAUUUGGUCAAUGUCAAUGUUCAACAUGUGCUAAUCAAUGUUUAUAUUUAAUGAUACGAAAUAGCCGCUUGUAUGUUGACUUCAAUUCCAAUUAUUUGUCCGGUUCUACGACUUUUUCAACUUCUACUUGGUAUCAUAUUGCAUUUGUUUAUAAUUAUGAUACACGACAACAAAUAUUAUAUAUCAAUGGAAUUCAAGAUACUAUCAAAUCAAAUACAGAACCUUAUCAAGGACAUAAUGGAAGUAUCUACAUUGGUUCAACACAAACUAAUUCGACCACAAACUAUUUUCAAGGUUAUAUUGAUAAUGUCGCAUUAACAACAAGAGCAAAAUCUUCAGUAGAAAUUUUAAGUGAUGCAUCUUUAAUGGCUUAUUAUUCAUUUGAUUCACCAAAUCCAACUAUUGACAAUGGUCCAUAUGGAUUAAAUGGGACAUCGAUUAAUACAGCGACAAUUACUGGACGUGUCAAUCAAGCAAUGCGUUUUCUUGGAUCGUCAGCAUCUUAUUUUCGAGCUUAUGGUUUUUAUCAGCUGCCUUAUGGUGUUGUUAAUGCCAAACCAUUUUCAAUAGCUAUAUGGAUAAAUCCAUCAUCAGUCAAUAAUAUCGCAAUUAUUCAGAUGCUUUCGUCAGCUGUUAGUUCACUGAAUUGUGAAACUUUGCUUGGUAUUUCGUCAUCGAAUGGAUUAACGGGGCAGAUAAUUGUACAUAGUUCUAGUUCGGGUCAAUCAUGGUUAACUGGUCCAUUUGUGACACAAAAUACAUGGGCACACAUUGCAUUGACAUAUAGUUCAGCAAAUGGAUACACAUUGUAUGUCAAUGGAGUUCUUUUCGGUUCAACUGACAGUAUAUCAUAUUCAUCGAGCAGCACUUUUGCAAAUCUUUACAUAGGCUACGGGUAUUCUUGUUAUUCUAGUGCUGCAAAGGGAUAUUAUCAAGGUUACAUUGAUGAACUUUAUAUUUACAAUCGAGAACUAUCACAAUCGGACGUAACUAGUCUUGCUAAUCCAUGA
Rotaria sp. Silwood2 is the source of this 1479-nucleotide messenger RNA. The record is from the annotation of a GenBank genome assembly. Lineage: Eukaryota; Metazoa; Rotifera; Eurotatoria; Philodinida; Philodinidae.